AUGCCUGCAGACGGCAACGAGGGGCUUUCCAAGCCCGUCCUCGCCCUCUUCGCCGCCGACAACGCGGCAAACAUCAUUAGCGGCUCUCUUGUUCGCAACGACUCGCUCGGCCCCGUGCAAUGGUACCCCACGAUUCGACAGAUUGUCGCCCGUACAUCCAAUGGAGAGGCGCGGCCGCUGGAGAUAGUUGGCGAGCUCAACGCUCGUUGGUAUGGCAUGAACAAGGAUUUCAAGGAUCAGCAAAUCUUCUUCUCUCCAAUGCUUUACUGCACUCGCUUCUUGAUAGCAUCGAAUGAGUUGACAGCACAUUGCGAUGUUAUCUUUGAUCUGAAGACAGUGCAUGAUCUCGAUUUGCUCAGCCGACGGGUCUAA
Molecule: messenger RNA, 372 nt
Organism: Diplodia corticola
Lineage: Eukaryota; Fungi; Ascomycota; Dothideomycetes; Botryosphaeriales; Botryosphaeriaceae
Exons: 1
Coding region: 1-372 (123 amino acids)
Source: RefSeq, a predicted model, not a curated record